Molecule: messenger RNA, 4880 nt
Organism: Syngnathoides biaculeatus (alligator pipefish)
Lineage: Eukaryota; Metazoa; Chordata; Actinopteri; Syngnathiformes; Syngnathidae
Exons: 5
Coding region: 502-2796 (764 amino acids)
Source: RefSeq, a predicted model, not a curated record
UCGUACUCCCGUUACAGUUGAUGAUUUUUGGGAGUUUUACCUCAGUUUGAGACGAAGCAGUACCACACAGAGGAAUCAUCUACAUAGUUUCCUCGCGGUGGUCGACCUCAAAAGAAAAGUUACCAGGUGGUUUGAAAACAAGUGGCGUCGUCUGCCUCCGCCACUUAGCUAAAAUAUUUGGCUUGCUUGCAUUGAGUCCGACAAAGCAGAGGAAUUAACCUACUUCAACACAAUUAAAAAACGGGAAGUGUGUAAUCAACGAUUGAGAUUCAUGCCGGAAUGUCUGCGGAAAGAGGAAAGCAGGUUGGGGCCUCACCUGUUGGAAGUGUAACUUGAGCAGUGGAGGCGGAGUUAAGGCCGUUUCUUUCCACGACUUUCCCUAAAGUCUGUGUCACUUCUCUUGAGUGGGCGCUCGUUGUCGCGACGCGGUAUUCCCGAGCAUCUUAUCAAAAUGUGUAACUUGUGAUCCUCCAUUCGCACGCACUAACACCACUUCUAAAGAUGAGGAGGGGAGCCCUGGCCUUUUUGGGUCGGAAGGAUCGGUCUCUCUUCGACACCAGCAUCAAAAUGGGCGAAAUGGAUAAUGCAGAGCUAGUGCUGAACUCUCCAACCUCUCCAGAGUCUGGUACCGCCAGUGUGCGUGCCAGGCCCACUGUCAAGCAUUACACUACAUCUGAGAGUUUUCAAGGGUUUGCUGUUCCAACACCCAGGGUCCCAGUCCUCCCCACUAUCAAUGGUCCAAAGGUCAAUGGUGCAGUCUACGGAGAUCAGUUACCCUAUGGCUUAGUGGAGGAAGACAUAUUGGUUCCUCCUCCUCCCUCCUCGGCCCCUCCCCCACCUCCAGAGACCUUUGUUCUCCCUCCACCUGACUUCUUGGGUUACCUAAGCAAUUUAGAGAUGACUGGCCAUCAGCCCCCUCCCAAACCUCCCCCAAAACCACCUCUCAUUGAAGAGAAAAAUCGACGUAUCAUAAAACCCCCACUAUUGGCCCCUCCAAAACCUCCAUCCACAGGUUCCAGUAGCUCUGCAUCUUCCACUCCCAUUUCAAAACCGUCCCCUGCUAAAGUUCCCAAACACCCAACUUUCCCCCCACCACUUCCUCCUACCAAAGGGCAGCAGAACACCUUAAAGACUCCUCCUCCAAAACCCAUUAGACUCUCAUCUAUGGGCAACCUCAACUCCCCACCGCAGAUUCCUCCUCCGCCUCCUCCUGUGCAUGUUCCCACACAGUCAACGUUCAAUCCUCAAAACACAGCAAAGCUAAACCAUGUAUCCAAUGCCUCAGUGCUCAGUGGCUAUGAAGAACAAGACACAAGACCCAAGCACAUGUUACUCCUGGAGGAUACUGGGUCUGUUAAGCCAGUGCCAAUGUUGGUUGCAGUGAAUGGGAAUGUCGCCAGGGAGACACCAACCAAGCCAAUUCGCAAAGAUCCCCGGCAUCAAAAAGACAAUUUACAAAGUGCACCUUACACACAGACAUCUCUACAUGAACCACCCAAAGAUGUUCUGGAUCACAAAGAGGAUAUACAAAGUAGUCCACCCUCUUGGUCACUCAUGCCUGAUGUAACCACAAGGACUAGUAGACAGACAGUGUCAGCACAGAAUGAAACUGUCAAACCACUCAGAGUGCCAUACCAAAUACCAAAAACGCUUCAGACAGGGAACAGAAAGUUACUGACUUCUGAGGAUAUACAAGGUAAACUUGGUCCAAAACCAGCUGGGAAAUUAGGUAUUUUAUCAGAUCAUAAAUUACAAAACCUAAAGAAUGGUGAAAGCAGUGCAGGUCAAGAGGCUCCUGCAGCUUCCCCACUUUCUCUUCUAAUGGCGGCUAAGGAAAGAGAGAAGUACAAGGGCUUCCUGUCUCAUGAAAAUGAGACCACAAAGAAUGAUCAGCGCCGAGGAAGCAUUCAGAAGAAUAAUUCAAUUCUCAAACCUUUCACUACUUUGCCAAGAUCCCUGUCAAGCUCUUCUCUCUUGCAUCAGGAUAAAGUCCAAGUAAGUCCAACGUCUGUUAGUCCUGGGCAGUAUUGGGAAUCACAACCAGCAUCUAUCACAGAAUUGAGUCGUGGGGGAACCUUCGAGCCAGCUCGUAGUUGGACGACAUCAGCUUCAUCUACAGAUAUGAGCAACCGACGUUUGAGGAGGAAAGAUUCAAAUGUUAACUCUGGAGGAGACAAGGGAUAUGUCGGGUUGCCUUUACUACCUCCACCUCCAGAAUUUGAUGAUUUUGAUGAUAUUUCCUCAGCUCCCUCCAGUCGUCCUUCUAUCCCAACAUUAGAAAUGACACCACAACUAAAUAUAAACUCUCUUCCACCUGCUCACAGUCCACCUGCACCAGCACCUAAACCCUCUAAAAACCCAACUCCUAAUUUCGGUGUCCAAACAAACACACAGUUCCAGACUAACUCCAGGGUAGAUCCUACACAGCGGGCAGCAACCCUUUCACCAAGCCAGGCCACACUUGUGAGCAUCCUCCAAAAAAAGAUGCUGGAGAUGGACCACAAAAUUAUUACCACAAAAGAGACAGACUAUGACGCUGAAGAGUGGGGUGUCCCACUUUCUGAGAACAUCAAUGUCCCAGUUAUUCCAAAGACCAUGCCGCAAGCCAAGAGUAUUUCUACUGGGACCAACCCAACACCAAACCACCAUAAUCAGGAGGUGGGAGGCAAAGCAGUGAAAAAACACCUCAACAUUAACAGCAAUGAAUCUCAGUCAGUCCAUCAGCAUGGUAUGACUUAUCGAAUACGGCCUGGAACCAAACAACCCAUUACUCUCAUUAGAAAAGGACCGUCAUGAGUAAAUAGGAUUGGUAUUCCUCCAUUAUGUAUAUCAUAAAUUGCAUACUGUACUUGGUGCACAGAAGGAAUAUUGUAUGUACCAGAGGAGGAAAAGAACAAAUGAGAUACUAUACAUGUCUAUUCAGGGUUUUCCCGCCAACUGGAGGGGUAAUUGGGUUCAAGACACUGUUGGAAUGACAAGACUGAUGUAAUAACUGGGCAUUUGUUACCAGAUGUGGUGAGAAGCAAAACAAACACUCCACAUGUGUAAUGCUAUAUGCUAACAGUAGUCAGUUUUAAAUUAGUAGCAGUGAGCGCAAUAAUAAAUAUUAGCAUUAGCAUACAUGUUGUUCCAAGGCUAGUAUAGCUGUUCAUGGGUUACCUGUCAGUGACGACACUAUUCUCAUUUUUACUUCUCCGUUUACCAUAAACAGCUGUUUGAGUUUACCAUUUGUUUGUCUGCCGUGUAGCAGGUCGAAAAAGUAGGAUAAGCUAGGCUUCAAAGGGAAAGACUAGUAGACCGACUGUCAUUUUUUUUUCUGUAUCGGGAACUCUAAUCAAUUCAUAUUAGCGAUGUUACAAUUUUUCAACCUCCUUAUUUGUACUGAGGCCUAAAACGUUGAGAUACAUUGGGUGCAGUGUUAAAGACACCUCACAAUGAUAGACAUGUAGAAAUACGUAAACGGUUUCAAAGCUAGAUAGCAUGAUGGGAGACAGCAGAAUCUAUAAUUCUGACGUACAAACAAAAAAUACCUCGGCAAUGAUCCAAUACCCAACCUAAGAUGUGUAUAUACUUUAUAAAUCUGUGCUUCCUAAGUGUACUGAACUAAAAUGUAAAUACAUUUGGAGAAAGGCCCAUGUAUUCUAUCUUCAGUAUAUAACAUGCGUUUUCUAACGUUGCUAACCGAAAAAGCUUAGCUUCAAUGAAGUGCUCGGAAAAAACAUGGAUGUAUGGACUGGGCAUCUUGCCAAAUAAGAGAUCAGCUGUGCGGAUUUGUGAAAGCUUUACCUUUACCUUUUUCGCACCUACUGGUAUUGUUGCAGCCAAGCACCACAGACCGGAUGUGUGUGACAUCAUGGGAAAGCUUCCUAUUGUAAAGUAAAAUCACUAUUUGUUGAUUUGAAAAACCCUGUGAAGGGACCAAAAAAAAUAUUGUAAAUUUGACAAACCACACUGAAGUGUUGUUAACAAGCCCGGGCCGUUGUAUGGGCUCUUGUAUUUUCGGUAAUUAAAAACAGAUCAUUUAAAUUAUUUUACUGGGUCAUCAACAACGGGUCAUUCUCCCAUGUCCAUGGUAAAUGUUUUACAGUAAAACCUCAUAGUACAGCUUUGUGUAUUCCUCAGAACAUUAUGAACUGAAAGCAUUUAGUAUUGUAAAACUAUUAACUGUAUUAAUUGUUCACAGCACAGUUCAUUCAACAUUUUGAAUGUAAAGUUUAAGUGAAUAGGCACAUGCCAUGUAGCUGUAAUUUCCAUUCACUCUUAAAUUAUGUACUGUGGGGUCUUUAGAGAUUGCAAUUUGCAGUUUGAUUUGGAUUGUCAUUUUAAUCAAUGGAUAAAUGUACUUUUACAUUAAAAAUAUGCUUGUUGAUGAACAGCAAUGUGUAUAUAUAUUUAUACAAUAGGUUCUGUGAUUGAAAUACUCAUCACAAAGGCAAAAUGUAUUCAAUUAUCUUGAGCUUGUAAAUAAAAUUGAUCAGAAGUCUUAAAUUGUGUGUAUAUAUAUAUAUAUAUAUAUAUAUGCCAAAUAUUGGUGUGCUUGCUUCCUCCCAGUUUCCACUUAUCUACAGUUCCUCAAGGAACAAGCAUCACUGAUGAUGAGAUACAAAUCCACCUAAUAAUUGCACGGCUGCUCAGUUAAGAGAACAUUGUGGCGGUGGGAAUUGCAAAGAAUGUGCAGUGUUUUCCCCGAUAGAACACCUGCAACACUUUAGGAGAGGUGAUCCACACACACGCCUUAACAUUGAAUAUCUUUGUACACAUUUGUUGAAAAUACCAUGUCUCUCUAGUGCAUGUGGAAAUCUUAAAAGCAUUAAAACAGAAAAAUUCCUUAUGGGUAUAUUUAUGAAACCAAUUUUCUUUUUGUCAACUUGUAUGCUGUC